GCCAAGAAUUUUUUUUCUGAACACAAGACUGCUUUGUUGACGGGAGGUUUUGCUCUAGCUGGUCUUUUGGCAGGUCCAGCAAUAGUUGGCGGAAUAGUAGGUGUAAUAGGAUUCGGUGAAGUUGGUAUUGCAGCUGGAUCUAUCGCAGCAUGGAUGAUGUCCUUACAUCGCGGAACUGUUGCUGCUGGUAGCCUUGUAGCGAUUUUACAAUCAGUUGGCGCUGCUGGUUUGGGUAUUGGAGGGAUUAUUGCUUCUGGCGUAGGUGGUAGUUUAUUCGCUGGCGCAAUUGCUAAAGCAUUACUUAAAACUUUAGAAUCUGAAGAAACAUUAGCAGAAUUAGAAAAUUUUGUUUCUAAUUUUGGAAUUGUCAUUUUCAAUGUGAAAUCUCCGCUUCUUACAAAUAAUGGAGCAUUAAAUUCAUUUUGUAGAGGGUUUGAUUCAGCUCGAAGGAUCACUAAUACUAAACGAUUCGAAUUUCAAGUUGUUGAAGAAUGUAUUGAUGGUUCAAAUUCUUUACGUAGAUACUUAGAAAGUACCUAUGGAACUGAUCAUGUUUCAGUAGAAGGGAGUAGAUACUCGUUGAAUUUAGAAUAAAUAACUAGGAAAUGAUUAUUUAAUAGGGGAGAUAUCUAAACUCUGCAAUUGUUUUUUUUUUUACCGUGAACAAUAAGAUCGCAUCUUUUUUUUUAUGAUUUAUUUUAUUUUAUUCUUUUUCAAAUAAAACUCGAGAUUUUAUGAUUUAUUUUAUUUUUUUCAAAUAAAACGCGAUUAACAAUUUCAUAAAUCGAACAUAUCAACUUCAUAAUGCGCUGAAUUAUACAAUUGACGUGU
Messenger RNA from Rhizophagus irregularis DAOM 181602=DAOM 197198, 831 nucleotides. The record is from RefSeq and is a predicted model, not a curated record. Lineage: Eukaryota; Fungi; Glomeromycota; Glomeromycetes; Glomerales; Glomeraceae.